AUGAACUCAACCGGACGUCUGGACGGCCUGAAUGACGCUUUCUCAAAGAACUUCAUCACCUUUGUUUUUGGCAUCAUCAUCAACUGUAUCAAUGGAACUUUUGUCUACACCUACUUUAAGAGUGAAGUUUUACACCAAGACCCCAGGUAUGUGCUGUACAUCCAUCUGGUGAUCAACGACAUGAUCAUGCUAACGUUUUCUGUGGUGCUGCACAUCUUUACCUACACCAUCCCCCUGACCUUCGCUCCCUGCUGCAUCAUACUGCUCAUCUUAGUCACUACCACUAAGAACAGCCCUCUGAACCUGGCCGGCAUGGCAGUCGAGCGUUACAUUGCAGUCUGCCGACCUCUUCAUCACGCCCAGAUCUGCACUGUCCAGCGAGCCUAUGCUCUGAUUGCACUCAUCUGGGUCGUCUCCCUCAUCCCCGCCCUCACAGAUAUCAUGGUCGUCCUCGCCACUCAGCCUCUCUCUGUAUUAUCAAGGAUUGUCAUCUGUUACCCGUCAUAUCUGUACAACACACCGUACCACAAGGCUCAAAGUGUGGCUGUUCAGGUCCUUCUGUUUUCAUUUGUCGUCCUGACUUUAAUCAUCACCUACCUGAAGGUCCUCUGUGCUGCCCAGGCAGCUUCUGGUUCUGACCAGGCCUCCGCCAGAAACGCCCACAACACUAUCCUGCUGCACGGAGUCCAGCUCCUCAUCUGCACCCUGUCAUUCAUCUCUCCCCUCAUCAACCUCAUUUUACUUGCCACUUUGCCCCAGGACCGCACCAACAUCCUCUUCGUCAAUUUUCUGUUCACCAAUGUGCUCCCACGUCUGCUCAGUCCACUCAUCUACGGCGUCAGAGACAAGAAGUUCAGCAGCCUCAUCAGGCUGCACUUCUGCUGUAAAUACUGUAACUCUAUAGAAAAUAAGGUGAACCUGGUGGGACUCAGAAGAAGGUCCAAACAGAGGUGACCACAAUAGGCCUUCAAAGAAUGAUUGUGCAUGUUUUAGUCCAUGAUCUACAGAUACCA
Lates calcarifer (barramundi perch) is the source of this 1013-nucleotide messenger RNA. RefSeq names its product odorant receptor 131-2-like. The transcript has 4 exons. Gene Ontology annotation, cellular component: membrane. Gene Ontology annotation, biological process: G protein-coupled receptor signaling pathway. The record is from RefSeq and is a predicted model, not a curated record. Lineage: Eukaryota; Metazoa; Chordata; Actinopteri; Centropomidae. Bases 1 to 954 code for a protein of 317 amino acids. Gene Ontology annotation, molecular function: G protein-coupled receptor activity.